Molecule: messenger RNA, 1140 nt
Organism: Anthostomella pinea
Lineage: Eukaryota; Fungi; Ascomycota; Sordariomycetes; Xylariales; Xylariaceae
Source: the annotation of a GenBank genome assembly
AUGUCUAGCAAGAACGUCAUGGGGAACUUCGCUUCCGAUGCUGUCCUGAACGAGCGCAUUACGGUACAGCCGUCGUUGAAGCCCGGGCUCUUCGAUAAUAAACGUGUUUCGAAGAAACAGCCCAUAUCUGAUCUUACAUUCUCGGAAAUGCAGUUUCUGAAGCGGCAAAGGCGUGAGCCACAAGCGAAGCCGCUUUCGAAUAGCCGACUAAAGGAGCGACUGCGCGAGACUCGAGAGCUGGAGCAGAUUUCGUCGUUCUUUCAACCGCCCAAAGGGAAAGAAGAGCCGCGGAAGAAAAGGCAAGCAGUUCAAAAGGACCGAGAAGACCCUAGGCACGCAAACAAACACUCCAAACACAAUCCGGCGCCACUGUAUCGACCGGAUGUCUUCGAGUCUUCACCCUCCCGGCCUACUUUGACCACAACUCACCGAGAAGGAUCGCUCAGCUCCCGCGGUAGAAGCAGUCAAACCCAUUUGCCGGCUCAGAACGUAUUUGUUGCUAGACCAAUGUCGAGUAAGGCCACCAGUUAUUUCACUUGGUCCAAAUCCGGCAGUCAUCAUUCUGCUCGACCCAACGUCCAUGACAUCGAUGUAGGCUCCCAUCGCUCAGACUCAACUUGGACCACAACACCCGAGCCAGUCAGGGAAGCUUUGAUCGCCACCGGCAUUUUCAAAGACACAGGGAUACAGCCCUAUGAUGAUGCCUCGAACCAACACAGCCAAGAAUGGGCAACGCAACGAGGUACAGCCUCUGAUGGACCUGGCGACAGCCCCAAGAUAAGCCGCAGCAAGAAGCGGGAGUCACUUAGGAACCCGAAUGCGGCGUCUAGUGACGAAGAAAGGGUAGCGGAGAACGAGCAGCGAUCUCAAGAACAACGAUGGAAAGCCAUACUACCCCAUGAAUGGAGACGGCAGAGUGCUUUACCACCACGAACACGGGCAGAAGCUGAUGACCAACUUCCGGAUUCUCAAGCGGUCGAAGCCCUAAGAUUGCCAACGAAUCCGGAACCGAUUGAUCGUCGUCGGAUCGCGCGGAAGGCUAGACUGCGACCUGUUCAGAAAGAUACUGAAAACCAAGACGCCAAUAAUACUGAGGCUGCGUAUGCCAGUGUCACUCGAACGUCUCUCACAGACUUCUAG